Messenger RNA from Annulohypoxylon maeteangense, 1740 nucleotides. Its product is annotated as acc synthase. NCBI's taxonomy places the organism in Eukaryota, Fungi, Ascomycota, Sordariomycetes, Xylariales, Hypoxylaceae. The transcript has 8 exons. Gene Ontology annotation, biological process: amino acid metabolic process; biosynthetic process. Bases 457 to 1719 code for a protein of 420 amino acids. The record is from RefSeq and is a predicted model, not a curated record. Gene Ontology annotation, molecular function: pyridoxal phosphate binding; transaminase activity.
CAAUACCUGCCACCGUUAUUUUUUAAACCUGGUAGGUUGGUUUCAAUAACGCUAAUAAAUAACAAGUAGCGAAGCAGGAACCAACAGCAAUACACUACCUAUCUAGUAAUCAGACUUAACGGCGUUAUAGAAGGAAAUUGCAACCAAAAUUAUUGACCUAGAAUCGGAAAGAAAGAGACGAGAGCCCUCAUUGAGAACCCGGACGGCAAUCGGUGCUCGGCUUCAGGCUCCGCAUUUGGUCUUCCGGGGCGCCAAUUAGGCACCGACUUCCUCCAAUUUGUUCGCUCAUGCUGUGAUCCGUCGCACCUCCGCUGUGAACCAACAUAUAAGAAAGGCCCAUCUUGGAAUUGACCGUAUCUCCAAUUUAGAACUCCUCUGGAAAAGCACCCCCUGAAAAUCAUUUACAGUUAAUAGCAUCCCGGUUUUUUUGUUUUUUUUUCAGGGCCCGCUCGCAUAAUGCUGUCAGCCAGGGGAUCAAGUUGGGCGAAGAUGCGCUACGCUCAUGGGUAUCUGAACACCUAUCACCCCACAAGAAACCCAAAUGGGAUCGUGAGUUUCUCGAAUGCGGAGAAUUGGCUAGGACAAGAAGACCUAACCAACUUCAUCAACGAGCACAGCCAGUUUGACAAGAGCCUGUGUGCGUAUGGGGAAGGUUACACGGGUACAGUGCGUCUGCGGACCGCAAUGGCGAAGCACGUAAACACGCAUUUCAAGCCGGUGAAGGAGAUCGGUCCCGAGGAGAUCACAUUCGCCGCCGGCGUAACUGAACUAAACGAAGUCUGCGCCAUGAUCACAUGUAAUCCCGGCCACAGCGAAUCUAUUUUGCUCGGAAAACCUAUAUACGGGGCUUUCUCGAGGGACCUCACGAUCAGAACAAGCGUGACGCCCGAGUACGUAGAAGUUGGCGAUACGGACCAGUUCUCGCCAGACUGCGUCGCCCUUUACGAGGCUGGGUAUAAUGCCGCGGAAGCCCGAGGCGUCAAAAUCACAGCAUUGAUAAUAUGUAACCCUCACAAUCCUCUAGGACAAUGCUAUCCCCGCGAAACUCUGGUUGGGCUCAUGCGUCUGUGUGCGUCUAAGGGGAUCCAUCUUAUCAGCGAUGAGAUAUAUGCCCUCUCAGUAUACAAUCGGGAUGACCGUCCUUCAGAGGAGUUUACUUCGGUGCGGGCUAUCGACUACACUGGCAUCAUUGAUCCUAAUCUAGUUCACGUGCUUUAUGGGAUGUCGAAAGAUUUCGGAUCGGGCGGAAUGCGUCUGGGCUGCGUUAUAUCUCAGAAUGACGAAUUCACCAAAGCGACCCGUGCCUUAUGCCGAUUCUCCUCUCCUUCCCAGUACUCCAUGGAUCUAGCAACCAAGAUCCUCGAAGAUCAAGAAUAUGUUGCGAAGUUUCUUGAAAAAUCGAAGCUCUCAUUGACCCGGGCUCGUUUGGUAACUGAAGACCUCCUAAAUAAGGCAGGCAUAGGAUUCCAUCAAAAGGGGAAUGCCGGGUUCUUUAUAUGGCUCGAUCUAACCCCCUUUCUACCAACUGGCGAGACUAGUGGGGAUGGGUGGGCUGCUGAGAGGCUUUUAUCCCAACGUUUCACCGGAGCAGGAGUUAUCAUGGCAACAGGAGAGGCAUACCAUGCCCCAAGUCCUGGCAGGUUCCGACUCGUAUUCUGUCUCGAAGAGGACUCUGUUAGGGAGGGUAUCAGAAGAAUAUCACGCGUUUUAGACCAAUAAUCAUGAUAUAUCUUUACGUAU